This is a messenger RNA of Myotis daubentonii (Daubenton's bat), 7835 nucleotides long. It is a transcript of the gene SP8, whose product is annotated as Sp8 transcription factor. The record is from RefSeq and is a predicted model, not a curated record. Gene Ontology annotation, biological process: regulation of transcription by RNA polymerase II. NCBI's taxonomy places the organism in Eukaryota, Metazoa, Chordata, Mammalia, Chiroptera, Vespertilionidae. Gene Ontology annotation, molecular function: RNA polymerase II cis-regulatory region sequence-specific DNA binding; DNA-binding transcription factor activity, RNA polymerase II-specific.
GUUUUCUCUUGCUGGUUUCAUUAGUUUCCUUUGAUUGCCGAUCGGAGGGGGUGGAAGUCGCCCCGGCCAGGCCACGGGCUAUCAGUCUCUAUUGAGAGUUUUUUCCAACCCCCCCCCCCUUCUUCUUCUUUAAAUACAAGUGAGUUUGGAGAAAAGAAAGAGGGGGAGAGGGGGGCAGAGCCACUUUUUUCGGCGCAGGAAAAGGUUCGCAGGGCAUUUAGACGAGCCGCCGCGCCGCGCCCGGUCUCUCCCCGCCCGGGAGACCUGCGCCCUGCCCAUUUUACAGGCGACGGUCUCGGGGGUACAGAGAGCGAGCUUUUCCUCCUGGGCAGACUGCAGAUUUUCCCUCGUCCCCUUAAAAAAUCCCGCAGUCCGCCUUGCCUUCCAGGUACGUUGAACCCGUCUCAUUUUUUUUUUUUUUUUUUACUAUUGUAGAUAAUUAUUUUUUUAAAAUAAAGAAAAUUAAAAGAACAGCGGGAAGAGCAAGUGAGCCAGCCUUCUAGCUUGACCGCUUUGGGCCCGGGAGACACAGCCCAGGAGGGGUGUCUGGGGGCCGGGACGGGAUUUUCGAGACUCUUUCUGGAUUACACGGGGAGCGCUUUAAAAAGCAAUGCGAUCAUCCCCCCCGGGCUUCUCGGCGAAGGAAGCUCCUCUCGCCCGAAUCUGGACUUUGGCUCGCUUGCUUGUUUCGAAGCGCCCGGGGCCUCGGGGGCACGGGAGUGUCGUUUAGGAAGAACCGCGGUUGGGAUCGACUCCUCUGGCCAUGCUCGCGGCUACCUGUAACAAGAUCGGCAGCCCCAGCCCGUCGCCCUCCUCCCUCUCGGACAGCUCCUCUUCCUUCGGCAAGGGCUUCCACCCCUGGAAACGUUCCUCGUCGUCCUCCUCCGGCAGCUGCAAUGUAGUGGGUUCCAGCCUCUCGAGCUUCGGCGUGUCGGGGGCCUCCCGGAACGGCGGCUCGUCCUCGGCCGCGGCGGCGGCGGCGGCGGCGGCGGCUGCGGCCGCGGCCCUGGUGUCGGACUCGUUCAGCUGCGGCGGCUCGCCGGGCUCCAGCGCCUUCUCCCUGACCUCCAGCAGCGCCGCCGCCGCCGCCGCCGCCGCCGCGGCCGCCGCCUCCACCUCGCCCUUCGCCAACGACUACUCGGUUUUCCCAGCCCCGGGCGUCUCCGGGGGCAGCGGCGGCGGGGGCGGCGGCGGCGGCGGCGGCUCCUCGGCGCACUCGCAGGACGGCUCCCACCAGCCCGUGUUCAUCUCCAAGGUGCACACCUCGGUGGACGGGCUGCAGGGCAUCUACCCGCGCGUGGGCAUGGCGCACCCUUACGAGUCGUGGUUCAAGCCCUCGCACCCGGGCCUGGGCGCCGCCGGCGACGUGGGCUCGGCCGGCGCCUCCAGCUGGUGGGACGUGGGCGCGGGCUGGAUCGACGUGCAGAACCCGAACGGCGCGGCGGCGUUGCCGGGCUCGCUGCACCCGGCCGCCGGGGGGCUCCAAACCUCGCUGCAUUCGCCCCUCGGGGGCUACAACUCGGAUUACUCGGGCCUGAGCCACUCCGCCUUCAGCAGCGGCGCCUCCUCGCACCUGCUCAGCCCCGCCGGGCAGCACCUCAUGGACGGCUUCAAGCCGGUGCUGCCCGGCUCCUACCCCGACUCGGCCCCGUCGCCGCUGGCCGGCGCGGGGGGCUCCAUGCUGAGCGCGGGGCCGUCGGCGCCGCUCGGGGGCUCCCCCCGCUCCUCCGCCCGCCGCUACUCGGGCCGCGCCACCUGCGACUGCCCCAACUGCCAGGAGGCGGAGCGGCUGGGCCCGGCGGGGGCGAGCCUGCGGCGCAAGGGCCUGCACAGCUGCCACAUCCCGGGCUGCGGCAAGGUGUACGGCAAGACGUCGCACCUCAAGGCGCACCUGCGCUGGCACACGGGCGAGCGGCCCUUCGUGUGCAACUGGCUCUUCUGCGGCAAGCGCUUCACGCGCUCCGACGAGCUGCAGCGGCACCUGCGGACCCACACGGGCGAGAAGCGCUUCGCCUGCCCCGUCUGCAACAAGCGCUUCAUGCGCAGCGACCACCUCAGCAAGCACGUGAAGACGCACAGCGGCGGCGGCGGCUCCGCGGGCUCCGGCAGCGGCGGCAAGAAGGGCAGCGACACCGACAGCGAGCACAGCGCCGCGGGCAGCCCGCCCUGCCACUCCCCGGAGCUGCUGCAGCCCCCCGAGCCCGGGCACCGCAACGGCCUGGAGUGACGCGCACCCCGCGCCGGUCCCUCCCCUUGACCUCCUCCCACCCCGCUCCGCCUGGUCCCGUCUGUCCCGGCCUCCGCGCCAGCCUCUCUGUCCCUCUAGUCUAACUCCCCCUGGGACCUAACUCUGUAAAGGGCAUGUGGACAUGUAAGUAACACGCAUUGCCGGCCGGGGCCCUGGCUUUCCCUCUCCACCCGGGGACACCGUCGGAGGCCCGCACAGCCCGAACGCGCGCCUCGUCCGGCCUUAAUCCUCGUCCUCCCUUUGUCCCCCUCCCUCCCUCCCUCCCUCCAUCCCCUUGUGUGAAGGGCCUUCUGGAGGGAAGCGCCCUGGAUGGAGAGCUGAACGAUUCCAAGGGCCUGGGAGACAGGCCUGCGCCGGGGCCGGAGCAGUUCGGUGGAACCAGGUUGAGCUCGGGCUGGGGAGGGCGAGGCAGGAGGCCCGCGCGGGGCAUCCCCGCCGGGGCGGCCGCGGACUCGGCGCCCGAACGCCCGCCCUGCGCCGCGCGGUGCGAGCUCUGUGCGGGCGCCCUUCCGUCCGCGCCGAGACGCGGAGUUUGCUGAAUUCAGUGUCCCACCUUCAGUUCUGCCCCCGCUUCAGCUCUGCCCCUUUUUCUUUGUUCCCUGAGUUGGAACCGAUUUAACUUUCAACUAAGGGCAGUCUGGUGAAUCCUACAGCAGCCUUCUUUCAUCUCUAUAACAUUUUUAAAACUAAAAACCUAAAGGAAAAAAGAAAAAAAGGCAUCCCUUCACUUGGUUUCCCGCCUAGAUAGCUUUUCCUCUAGCAGUGAGCAAGUCUUUCUCUCAAAACUGUGCUAAUACUGAUCCCAAAGUUAUUUUGAUCGAAUUAAUUUAACUUAUGGGGUGGGGGUGGGGUGAGGGUAGGUGUCUUUCUUAUGCAAAAAUACCCCUUUCCGGUGAGAACAGAUUCUCUAUCUCCAUGUUUGUCCUUUUCUACCUCGUUUUUCACUACCCCCGAGCCUAAUCCCCCCCCUUUUUUUUGCUAGUCCAGACAUCAAUUUGUAUAGAACCCAUAUCUGUAAAUCCUUGCAAUCCAUUGGAAACUUUUUUGUGUGAUUUAAACUUAUAAACAAGUGAAGAAGCUAUCGUUGAUAUCAGACGAGGCUGUAGUUUAAAUUUAAAUGCCCAAAGAGGGAAAGUAGGGGGAGGGGAAACACCUUUGUAAAAUAUAUCUGAACCUAAUGGUUUGUACCCCAGGAGAAUCGUUCUAGAUUAGUUACCAAUUAACUAUAACCCCACCAGCGUAUGGGUGCGAGGUGCAGCUGUCCAGGAGACGAUUUUGUAUAGUAUUUUUCUUGUACAUUACUUCCAGUAAAUAUUUGAAAAUAUAUCGAAGUAAACUUGAUUUUUUUGGUUACAAGAAAAUAUUAAGAGUUAUUGUUGCAGUUCUGAAGACUGCAGGGUUUUUGAACUCACUUCUGGAGGUGCAGAGCCACAAACGCACUUUCAGGGCCUAGUGUUGCUCGAAUAUUAAUUUAGAUAGCGAUCAAACUGUAAUUAAGACAAUAUUUGAUAAAUGUGGGGUGACAUUUAAUUUAAUGGAGCAUGUACUUAUUUGCAUUUGCUGGCAGUUCAGGUAUAGUUAAAGUGAGAGUUCUCCUAUAUUUCAUAACUGGGUUUGCCAAAACCCAUGUAUUAAAUAAAUUGUCCAAGUGAAACUCAACUAAGUUUGGCCUUUGUGUAUUUCCUGAAGGUAAUAUUGUUAACUGUUAACAAACACUCCUGACACUACAUUUAAAUGUUUGCAAAUUCUGCAAACUAAUUGCUCAUUGUAAUGUUGAAAUAAUUUGGAUAUUUCACAUUGAAAUGAAAAGCCUUUCUCUAGAACAUUUUAGACUUGCAUUUUAAAUGCAUGAGAUGUAACUGAUUUAUUUGUAAUAUUUUAAAUGGUAUUAAUAAACUCAGAUAAAAGACUAGGCCAGUUAAUUUGUAUUUUUUCCUGUUUAAACUAUGGACAUUUGCAUUUUGUUUUCAGUUAAAUGUCUAUUUAAACAAAAUAUAAUCCUGUUUUGUGGUAAUAUUUAAAUAAUCGCCUUUAAUAUUACUUAGAAUGAUUUAUUUGGCAAAACUGUUUUCUCUAUUUACCAAGAUGAAGAUUAUAGUGUCUAAGAAAUGUAAUUAAUUAUUUACCAGUAGAUUUAGCUCAAAGCAUCAGGAUUUACUGACCUCUUAAAAUUUGGACUAAUUCAACAAACAAUUCAAAGAAAUUUCCCGUUUUUGCUUCCUUCUCAUCCUCCAGAAGGACUCAGGUUGAUCGCAUUUGGUAUUUAAAAGGGCAAGACUUACACUGGAAGAUCAAUACAUCUAAAAUAAAAACAUGGGUUCGGGGAUAACUUCUGUUGUUAGGGGGUGGAGGAGGUCAAGCUAACAAAAGCUUGUUUUUGGCAUUCCAUGUCUUAGCUAAAGAUUAUGUAGAGGUAAAUAUCAGUAGUAGAUUCCUGCUGAAAUGAGUUAUCUGUUCUUUUAAAGUCUCUAAACAGCCACCAAAGAAAAGGAAGGUUAAACCUUAAUCUAUUUACUAGGCUAUUGUUCACAGGUGUCAAUGAUGCCAAUAAAAAAUUGUCUUGUUAUGUCUAAGUGCAUUUAAGCAAUGAGUUCCUUGAGCCAUACUUUGAAACAUAAAAAAAUUACUUUAAAUGUUGAUUGUUAUAUCAAACUAUUUCACUAUUAGAGUAAUAUUAUUUUGAAUCAAAUUGAAUAAAAAGUUAGUGUGUUCAGAUUCUUUUCAGUUUAGCUUCUUUCUUUCCGUUUGCAUUCCCCUCACCCCAAGUUCAGUCUUGGUGUAUAUCUCAAACUGAAAACCUUCCAUUGAAAGGUAUAUUAAGUCCUUAUUACCCAUAUAAACAAGUGGAAAUACAGAGUGCUAUGAAUAUUGUAAAUUUAGAAGGAAAAAUCAAUGAGGGGUAAAAUAUUUGAGGACAGUGCAGUUUGGGCUUCAGUAGCAGACUGUCUUGAUCCUGCUGUUUUGCAAAUAUUUGUGAUCUUCAAUCCCUAUGGUUUUAGGAAAGCAAGCUGCUCUGAUUCUUUGGUUUUAAGUAAAAUAGUCUCUUUCUGUCACUUUCUUCCUAGGAAUAACAUGCAGAACACAAUUUAAGUGUUGUUUCUUUUUUAUUGAAAGUUGCAGUGCUGAGGAGGAAACGGUUCUGAAGGAGUUAAAUGUAGUGGCAGGUAAGGAAAGCUGCUUGGUGCAUUUAUAAUAUCAGUUGCAUUACAUACAGAUCACAUUUGAUUUAAGAGGUGGAUGAUGGCAAAGGUAUUGUCUCUAGAAGAUGAUUUCUUGGGGGUGGUUGAUGGGGGAGGAUUUUUCUGUAGUGUAAGUGGAAAACUUUCACUUUCUUCCGCUCCUCCUUUCCCUUCUAGUGUUGGUGUAUUUUGUUGUGAUGACUAUUGAACAGUUUUUCUGGAUUGCUGUUCUGCAGGGUGGGCUGGGUUCCCUUUUGGGGAUGGAUGGUGGGUGAAUGCAGAAUUGUGAUUUCUCCCUGCCUUGUCGGUGAUAAAGCACCUCUAACAGUGCCUUGGAGGCUCACUCACAUGAAACCAAAUGCUGGGUUUCACUUUGAACCAAGGGACAAGCUUCCAGUCUUGCGGAUCAAGGUAGAGUUAAACUACUUGUUGACCCAGAGGUCAGGCCAGCGUAUAUCAGUCCAGUCUCAAUCCAGCCUUUCUGUUGACCUGUCUCAUUUCUUCCCCCAACUUCAGUGUUUCUUCCUCAUUCUGCUUUCUCCUUUUCUGGCUCAACUUCUCUGAGGAUGUUCUCUUUCCCUUUGGGACGUACAUGACUGAUUUGUUGAGGCUGGACUGUCAAGGAACAUAUUUUAUGAUAGAAAUUUAAUUUAAGCAAAUGUGAUGAGUUACUUACUCUCCUAUUAUCAACUGCUCUUUGAAAAAGUUCCUGGAUGGAUUUGCUUUUCUUCCACUGUCCUCUUACUCCAAUCUUGGUAUAACUUCUCAACUGAGUUUCCCUGAUGGAGAGACUGCUGAAAUUAAGAAUUAAAGACAAGCAGGUGAUGAGACGGGACUCCUGAGUGGGCAGAUUGAUAAUCCUGCCAUCAAAAUUUUCAGCCCCCCUCAGAUCUUUUGGUGAGAUUCCAAAUGCAAUGUUACAGCAGGCCUGUGGAGGAAUUUCUUUAAAGUAAAUAUUUUAUUUUAGAGGACUAGCUAAAGGGUCAGAUGAUCCUUUAGGUUGGUAAAUUAAGGUAGGGACUUUAGAAGAAAGAAGUAUGGAUUUGAUUUUUCUCCUCUCACCUAAAAUGGUAGAGGUAAAUAUUAUAAUGAAAGAAGUUCUGCAUUUUUGCUCAAUUUUUCAUACAAAUAGCCUCAAAGGGGGGUUGAUUUGGUGCAGGUAAUUUGGGGGGAAAAAGGUUUUAUUUUCCUGCUGAGUUUUUCUUGCUUCUAUCCAAACGGGCAUUAUUAUUUCUCCCUAUACUCUUAAGAAAAAUUUAGGUAUGAUCAAGUCUCUUUUUAAAAACAUGAUUUCUACAGUUGUCUGCUCUUCUAAAAAAAAAUAGCCCAGUAGUUAAUUCUGUCACUGCAUUGAAAGAAAAUCAUGUUAAGAAGCAAAAGGCGUGAGGGGUGGACUAAAGCUUUGCUCGUUUUUAAGUUAGGACUGUUGUUCUGGGUGGCAUCUUUUGAAGACUUUGCUCCACACACAAUUGAUGCUGUUGUUGAAAAAAAAAAAAUAAGAUUCAGAAUGUGCUUGUGUCCUAUUUAUUCCCUGUUUCCGGAUUAAAGGGGAGCCGGUAAUUCCUCGCUCUCCUGGGCUCCGGCUGCCGCUUAAGGUGAUGCGCGCCAGUGGGCAUCGCUGUAGGUUCGCUGCACUCCCUGUGCACACAAGUGUUGAUUUGCUCUAGUCGGGGGGAGGGGGGUCUAUUUUCUCUGGUCCCUGGGCGCGUGUUUAAUUUAAUUUAAUUUUCUGCGGAGACUCCUGGCGGCGAGGAAGCAGCCAUCUACAUUUUGCUGCGGCUCCUAACGACGGCCGGGCUUUAAGAGCUCUGGGGACCGCGGGGAGCGUGGGGGUGACUGAGAAAGCAGGACUCAAGCGCCGGCGCCAAGCUGCCGCUUUCCACUGCGGUUCGAAGGCCGUUCUUUUAAGUCCUUUUCCCGGGGCUUCUUUUAAGCCCCCCACUCCCUAACUUUGCUUCUCAGGCCAGCACUCCUGCCGCGCGGCGGGGCCAGCGGCGGCGCCCUCUGCUUCUCUAGCGGCGCUCCUAGCUGAGGUCUGUCUGGACUGCCCGAAGUUCCCUCAUUUUCCUUGUCAGUGAAUUCAGGGGGAGCUUUUGAGCCCAGGGGAGCUCCCAGCCUUUCAAAACGCUGCCUCUUCUUUGCUCCUUUUCCCGCCCCGCUCCUCGACGUGCCAAGCAGGCUGCUCCCAGAAGGACCCCCGAGGCCCCCGGGAAGGGCUCCGAGUAGGCGAUGCGCACUGCCCGCGCACCCGCCCGCCCCGGUUUGCAGAGAAGUGCGGGGGAGCGGUCUGGGGUCUUCGCGGUCCACCUUGUGCUGCUGGGGCCAGCUCCCUGCGCACACAAAGGCGCCGCGGACAGCGAGCGCCACCCUGUGCCCCGCGCCUGCUCUGCAGCCUGCCCUGGGCGGGC